Messenger RNA from Salvelinus namaycush (lake trout), 1164 nucleotides. Its product is annotated as E3 ubiquitin/ISG15 ligase TRIM25-like. Gene Ontology annotation, molecular function: zinc ion binding. The transcript has 5 exons. The coding region runs from base 1 to 1164 and encodes 387 amino acids. NCBI's taxonomy places the organism in Eukaryota, Metazoa, Chordata, Actinopteri, Salmoniformes, Salmonidae. The record is from RefSeq and is a predicted model, not a curated record.
AUGGCUCAGCAGGGAGUUCUGCUGGACCAGGACCAGUUCUGUUGUUCUGUCUGUCUAGAUCUACUGAAAGAACCGGUCACCAUCCCCUGUGGACACAAUUACUGUAGAAGCUGUAUUGAGGGCUGCUGGGAUCAGGAUGUUCUGAAAGGGGUCUAUAGCUGUCCUCAGUGCAGAGAGACCUUCACUCCAAGGCCUAAUCUGAGGAAGAAUAACUUGUUGGCUGAGAUGGUGGAGAAACUGAAGAAGACAGGACUCCAGGCUGCUCCCCCUCCUGCCCUGUGCUAUGCUGGACCUGGAGAUGUGGCGUGUGAUGUCUGCACUGGGACCAGAAAGCAGAAAGCCCUCAUGUCCUGUCUGGUGUGUAUGGCCUCUUACUGUGAGACUCACCUCCAAUCUCACUAUGAAUCUCCUGCUUUGAUGAAGCACAAGCUGGUCAAAGCCACCACACAACUACAGGAGAAGAUCUGCUCUCAUCAUGACAAACUGCUGGAGGUUUACUGUCGUACCGAUCAGCAGUGUAUCUGUAUGCUGUGUACAAUGGAUGAACAUAAAGGCCAUGAUACAGUGUCAGCUGCUGCAGAGAGGACUGAGAAACAGAGGCAGCUGGGGAUGAGUCAGCAGAAGGUCCAGCAGAGAUUCCAGGAGAGAGAGAAGGAGCUGAAGGAGCUCCAACAGGCUGUGGAGUCUUUCAAGCGCUCUGCACAGACAGCAGUGGAGGACAGUGAUCAGAUCUUUACUGAGCUGAUCCGCUCCAUUGAGAGAAGGAGCUCUGAGGUGAAGGAGCUGAUCAGAGCCCAAGAGAAGGCUCAAGUGAGUCAAGCUGAAGGACUCCUGGAGCAACUGAAGCAGGAGAUAGCUGAGCUGAGGAAGAGAAGCACUGAGCUGGAGCAGCUCUCACACACAGAGGAUCACAUCCAUUUCCUCCAGAGUUACAAGUCUCUCUCCAGUAUCAGUGUAUCUUCAGACUUACCCAGCAUCGUUGUCCGUCCUCUUCAGUACUUUGGAGAUGUGAGUAAGACUGUGUCUGAACUGAGAGAGAAACUAGAAGACUUUGGAUUCAAUAACAAGUCCUGGAGUUUACAGUACUAUAGUGGUGGUUAUUGUUUCAGACACAAUAAUGUUGAGACUAAAGUAUCAGGCCCUCAGUCCUCCAGAUAUCAUUGA